GAUAUCAUCAGAGAGCAGCUCUACAACACUCAUCGUCGCCUUGGGAAAGUGAUUUGACACUGAGUUGCUGUAUACCAACAGCUUAGAAAGUAAUAGAAGUGAACAGCGCACAUAGACAGACUUGGUGGACAUCAACAGUGAUAACCGAUCCCAUAGAACAAGUAUUAUCAGACUGAGGAUCUAAGCUCCAGUGAUGGUGAGUGUGGCUAGGCUGGUGUUGAUGAUGGGGCUGCUGCUGUGUCUGGGAGCCCAGCUGUCCUCCUCCCAACACUGGUCCCAUGGCUGGUACCCAGGAGGCAAGCGGGAACUGGACUCAUUUACCACCUCUGAGAUUUCAGAGGAGAUUAAACUCUGUGAGGCAGGAGAAUGCAGCUACCUGAGACCACAGCGAAGGAACAUCCUUAGGAACAUUCUUUUGGAUGCCCUGGCCAGAGAAUUCGAGAAGAUAAAGUAACCUAUCAACUGAAGCUGACUUAAAUCCUUCCUUGUCUAUCUGUUUAUUUCAAAUGACCUCUAUUCUAAUCUUAUGUCCUUUGACCCAAUUUUAUGGUUUAUCAAUUUUGAUAAUAAUGUCGCAUCCCUCCUUUACCCUUGCACCCUCUUUAUUGUCCCUUUAGACUCAAUUACAGAUGUAACAUCAUGCACAUGCCAUUUCCUGUAAUAAAGUAUCUAUUUUGUUAUU
This is a messenger RNA of Salvelinus namaycush (lake trout), 682 nucleotides long. Its product is annotated as progonadoliberin-2-like. Gene Ontology annotation, biological process: multicellular organism development. The record is from RefSeq and is a predicted model, not a curated record. The coding region runs from base 194 to 454 and encodes 86 amino acids. Lineage: Eukaryota; Metazoa; Chordata; Actinopteri; Salmoniformes; Salmonidae. Gene Ontology annotation, cellular component: extracellular region. The transcript is spliced from 4 exons. Gene Ontology annotation, molecular function: hormone activity.